This is a messenger RNA of Stegodyphus dumicola, 2053 nucleotides long. RefSeq lists its product as uncharacterized. The record is from RefSeq and is a predicted model, not a curated record. Lineage: Eukaryota; Metazoa; Arthropoda; Arachnida; Araneae; Eresidae.
UAUCAGAUUUUCCACUUCUUGAAUAUUCACUUGGCACUAGUGUAAAUUUUUUGGAUCCACCUCCUAAGCCACUUUACUCAGAUGUUUUAAAACAUGGAUUUUCUAGUAUGAUUUUGGAUAGCAGUUCCAGUGUUUUGGAUGUAUUGGAUUUUCCAGCUCUCGAAUGUACUGUCCACACUACAUCAGGUGUUUUAAAUUCUACUGGAUCUCAACUUCCUGAUACUGCAGCUAUUUCUGAACUUCCUGGAAAUUCAGUGUCUAAUUCUCAACCUGCAGGCUCUUCGGAUUCCAAUUCAUCAUCAUCUCAUCUUGGUAUCAGUUUCAAUUCUUGUACUUCCAUGUCGAAUUUUCCAGUUUUUAAGGGUUCAUUUGUUUGCUCUGAUUCAGAUUUGCAGAAGGCUACUAUAUCUGUAUCUAAAUUUUCUUUUAUGUCGUUAGUCACUUCUCAGCCUACUGGCUUUUGAGGCUCUGUUUCAUCUACUCAGCUUGUCACCAAUUCCAAUACUUGCCCAUCAGUUGUUGGUUCUUGUGCAAAUUUUAAUUCUUACCAUCCAUAUUUUCAUUUUAACAAGUUUUCUAUUCUUAAAAAUUAUUCAGAAUGUUCUAACAUUAAGUUUGGGGGUGCAAAUGAUUCUAAUCAGGGUGAAAGUAAUGUACAGAAAUCUGAAAAUGGGUAUGUUGAAGAAAACUGCAAAGUUAUUACCUCUGUUAACCCAAAUAUAAAGACUAUAAUUUGUCCAUGUUGUAAGAAAGAUUUCUCUUGUAAAGAAACUUUAUCAAGACACAAACGUAACUGUAAAAUUUUAAAUAAGGAUAAUUUAUGUACUACCAUAAAGAAUGAUGAAAUAGAAAAUAAAUAUCCAAGAACGUGCGAGGUAUGCAUGAAGUCAUAUGCUUCAAGACAGUCAUUUUUUAAUCAUAAAAAAAAGGUGUAAAUCUGUGUCUUCUGAAAUUGAUUCAAAAUCAUAUAUUUGUGACAACUGUGAAAUAGACUGUAAAACCCGCAGUAACCUUUUUCAUCAUAAGAAGUUUUGCUGUUCUAAAAAUAAUUUAAAUAUUCGUAAACCGUGUGUUUUUCCUGAUUGCAAGGCAUCCUUCCAGUUUAUUAGUGAUCAUAAUAAACAUUUGGCUGAAUUUCACAAUUCUGAGAUGGAUGUGAAGGAGCUUACAUUUUCAUCAAUGGUGGAGUUUCAGCUGUGGUUAGAAUGUCAUUCUAAGGAAACAUUCAGUUCUUUUAAGAAGUGUUCUGGGAGUAAACAUAAAGUUAAUAAAGCAUACCAUUAUUAUUGUUGUCACUUCACUGUAACACAAAAAAAAAAAAAACCAGUGCCAAUUUCAAGUAGAAAAAAUCUUAAAGGUUCUUUACCAUUAGGCUUCAGAUGUCCAUCCAGAAUUUUAGUUUCUGAGGAACAAGAUCUUGCGACAGCUAUUUUUUAUUCAGGUCACAAUCAUGAGCUGUCGUUUGAAAAUACCAAAUUUCAACAGCUUAGUCAGAAUUGUCGUGAUCAAAUCAAAACUUAUGCUCAGUUAGGUGUUUCCACCGAUCAAAUUCAAGAAUUUAUCUGAGAUGGAAGUGGAUCACGUGAUAAUAGAGAGAGCUUAAGUAUUAAAGAUAAUUUUGUAACAUGUAGGACUAUAAAUUACUAUGUAAAGCGUGUAAUGAUUUCUUCUCUUAGUGAUGAUUCACUUUCUGUUGCUGCCAUAGUUGAGAAACUUAGGCAGGAAUCGUAUGACCCUAUUCUUAUUUACAAACCUCAAGGAAAACCAACAUUGUAUGGUCCGAAAGGCCUUGACACACUGUCUUUUGCACUAGGAUUGCAGACAAAGGAGCAAAAAGAAAUGAUGAUUAAAGGUUGUAGCAGGAUUUUAUGUAUAGAUUCUACUCACAAAACAAAUCAGUAUGAUUUUUAUUUGCUAAAUUUAAUUGUCCCAGAUGAAUUUGGUAGUGGUUACCCCGUAGCACAUUUUAUUUCAAAUCAGUUGGAUCAGGAUACGAUGUACAAUUUAUUUCUUAGUAUCAAAUGUGUAAUACCUGAGCUUAAUAUUAAUUGUU